AUGAAUCAAGAAACACCGGGCCAAACCCACGAAACGCCCAGCCCAAAUAGCUCUCAUGUUGGCGCCGAUAAUGUCGAGGCCGGGCGAGGAGGUGAUGCCUUCCAGCGGUUGCCUAUCGACGUAAUACAAAAAAUACUUUACACCGUCGAUGCCAAUGCCUUUGCUUCCCUCACCGUCUUAAAUCAACAAUGGAGAAAGGCGUCCGAUAUUCCCGAACUCUACGCACACCACAUAUCUCGCUGUCCCCUUUUCGCCGUGUCGUCAAGUACUAUCGAUAAUAUCACAAACCCCCAAAAUUUCAAAAAGCUGAAAAAAAUGUUCGCUCGGGAAAUGCGCCGCAACGCGUUUGACAUUUUCUUGCGCCCCCGUACGACGCAUGUCUCAUUGAUAUCAAGCUGUGUUGGGUCGGCUACAGCACUACCGAUUGGCGAGGCCUUGAAGUUCUCGUUCUCCGCAAACGGCCACAUCCUUCUUUGUCUCAGCUCUUCCCGGAUAUGUGUUAUAGACCUGGUAUCGCCCCAGAUAAAAGUAUUGCAUGAGCUGAAGACCACGCGCAUGCCUUUGGCCGCCACUAUCCUUGAUGAUGGCCGUGUUCUUGCUGUUGUUUCAAAUUGUCACCAGGUGAACAUAUACCAUCUAUCAGAUCGCGAAGCAAAACACGUUCAGGUUUUGCCAUUAAAUGAAGUGCCCCGCGCUCUCGCUCUUGCACCAAACGGAAACGUACUUGGCAUCGCCUAUGAUGGAAGUAUAGAGGUAUAUGCUUUGGGAGAAAACAUUCUCUCUACCCAAAGAAGAGCUGUUCGAUGCGGAAAGGUUGAUGAAUUAGCCUUCUCUUCGGAUGGAGCAUUCCUGCUUGGGUCCUCGCUCUCUCAUCCCGGAGGGGGGUUUGUUACAAUCACAGCCCCGUUCCCGUCCGACUCAAUGGUGGAUGUUAGCGAUUACCAAACCCAAAUAUGGACAACACAAAUUCUGUUUCCAGAUUUAGUGUCUGGAUACGGCCACGUCACGAUGUUUCCGAACCUCGUUGGUGACGAUGAUAACUGGAUCAUCGGAUUUGAUAACACUUCACAUGCGUUCCGAGCAGUCCGAGCAAAUGACUCAAGAACAGGGGCAAUAUACUUUCCUGGGCCAGCGUCAGCGGGCGGACUGCAAGAAUAUCCGCCAUCCCUCAGUCCGACUAUAGAUCCAAAUGGCGAGCUCGUGGCUUUGGCCUUUCGCGGAGGUGGGCUAUGGCUUUAUGGGAUACCUGAUGAUAUGAAUGUGUUGCCAUUAGAAGAAAAUGGAACACUGGGGGUCAACGGUACCAGAAUAUUUAGGCAUUCCCCGCAAAUCACAUCGCCAAGCAACCUGGAUGACGAAACUGUCUCAACACGGCUGAAGCGGACUCUCAACCAACCAUCCUUAAUGGUCCAAGGACACAAGAUUGCCGAUAUUCCGGGUCUCACAGCCGCCCACUGGGUCACGCAGCGACAAAUCUCAGACAAUGUUAGUUCGGCCCGCCAUAGACUGGUUGUAGUCGCUCCAGGUGGUGUAACGUCGGCUUCCUUGGGAGACGAAGCUAUACCAGUGGAUGGAGGAAGGCUAUCUAUAUUCGAUUUCGAACCAUCCAUCAAGGACGGCGACACUGUGGAGCUGACGAUUGAACUUGGAGAGGCAGAACCUCUUGUUCUCAAAGAGCAAAAUGCAAACCUUGAACAGGAAGUUGAGCUCGAAAGGAGGAGAACUCGAAUGCACCGCGGCCCAGUUGGCACACCAAGGCAGAACAUAGCCGAACGAUCGGCUGCUUCUCGGCAGUCCUUUCCAGCAUCUACUAGUUUUCACAAGUAUAGCAACAGUAACGGCAACCAGCGUGGCAGCCGCUCGCAGGUAAGAUCGCCUGCAGCAGAAAAUGAAAUUGGCGAUGUCACAUUAUUCCUUGAUGGGCCGUACAGCAACACCGCGCCCCGUUCAGGAGAUACUAUACGACGAGCAGCUACGGCCGCAGCAAGCAACAGGAGAGCUCAGCAUCGAACUAGAGAACAGGAUCGUCGUCCUGUUGUUCCGGUUUUGCAAAUUCCACAUGAAAGCGAUGCAGACAACUGGGUCCCUCCACCGCCACCAUAUUCUCGGAAUCCCGACGAGCCGCUCCCUGAGCAUUUAAGACAACUACUUCUCCCUACAAUGACAGCGCCUCCAGGCGGAGUUAUGGAGGAUGUUCCCCAACAAGUACGAAGAGUGCAUACCAACCAAGGCACUCAACCCGAACGGACGAGCUCCAAUUUCAUCUCACGACGUUGGAGCAUUCGGAGACCAACAACAGCAGUCAAUGGCGAGACAACUAGACGUCGACUGAGUUUCCGGCAGUCCUCCGUUCCCCAGGUACUCCCAUCCGCAUCUCCAACCAUGCAAAGGGAAAAUCGCCCGGGCUCUCGAGGUCGUCUUUCUCUGUCCGGAAUGGCGCUUCAAGCGCGCUUGAAUCACCCGGUUCCCCCAGUCCCCGGGACAGAAAGUGAAAUCCAGACUUCGUCAAUCUCCCAACAGUCCCCAGGUCCGGUUCAAGAGGCAAAUAGGCCAAUUACAUCGUCUGCAGGAACUCAAACUGUGGGAGUUCAGACUACAGGGGUUCAAAGGAAGCCUUCACGGGCUACUAGGCUGUUUACCGGAAAUUUUCGAAAAAGCAGUAAAAAGCCAUCUCCUAAUAGUCCCCAGAUGGACAGGGGCGGGUCUAUUGCAAGGAAUAUAACGUUCUCUCGUUCAUCACCAAACCUGGCUUUCGGACGUGCGGCGGCACUCCAGCGAAUGUCCACUAUAUACAGCAACUCAUCACGCCCUAAUGAUCAGGUAGGCGUGUCACGCACCCGCUCUCGGUCUGAAACAGUACAGCCUCCAGCGAGACUCACAGAGUCUGCUUUGCGUACGGCAUUGCAAAGCCAAAGCGCCCAAAGUAUGCCCAGCCAGCAGCCGCAAUCACGUCUUCAACAUGUGCAAGUGCCGGAAAAUUCUCCUUUGGAAGCUGGCUGGCAACACCCAGAUUCUUCAGAAACAGAUGCAUGGCGAAUGCGAAUCGCCGAGUGGAAUCAGAACACUAUCGACGAGAGGAGACGAAGCAAGACCAAACCCGGAAGAUGCAUUGUUAUGUGA
Messenger RNA from Talaromyces rugulosus, 3120 nucleotides. RefSeq lists its product as uncharacterized. The record is from RefSeq and is a predicted model, not a curated record. Bases 1 to 3120 code for a protein of 1039 amino acids. NCBI's taxonomy places the organism in Eukaryota, Fungi, Ascomycota, Eurotiomycetes, Eurotiales, Trichocomaceae. The transcript is spliced from 2 exons. Gene Ontology annotation, molecular function: protein binding.